AUGCCUCUUCCUCCGCGCAAUCGUCAGGCAUGCGACAGAUGCCACAGCCAAAAGCUACGAUGUCCGAAGCAGGCCGGCUCUGCCGUAUGUGCCCGGUGCUCCAAGGCCAGCGUUGCUUGUGUCUACAGUCCCGCUGGUCCACGUCCGACAACUCAAGACUUCGCCAUCCUGGAAGCCCCUCUCGUCGCUGAGACCUCAGCUUUGGACUGGGAACCCUUCUCUUUUGACCAGCUCCUGACUUCUCAGCCAAUAUCCCAACUCAACAUCUCUCUCAGCGAAAACACUCGCGAAGCCCAACUUGAUCCGAGAGCCCGAUGCUUCGAACAGUUGUCCGCCAUGAUGCUCAAGCUGAACGAAGCUUCCAAUGGCCUGCCUCCAGUCUCGAAGCUACACGUUGCCGCUUCCGACUUGAACUUGUUCUGUACCCAAGUCAACGAAUCGUACGGCUUGCGCCGCUCACUCGAGUUGAUGCUUGGCCAAACCCAGCAGUUGAUCGAAUUGUAUCCCGAGGCUAUUCGCUUGGCCGUCGCGUACGAUGCAGCCCCUGAAUGCAUCCUUCCCAAUUGUGUCCAUACCUUCAAGUGUCGUACUGAUUUUGGAUCAGACCCAUUUGAGGCGGCCGACCGCCCGUCAAGCGUCGACUUCACCUUGCUCAACCAGCUAAUCUCAUGUCACUACCGCCUUCACGACAUUACAGAACUCAUAUUCUCGCACGCUCAAGUAUGCUUUAAAAUAUCUGUCGCCUCCGCAGAAUACGACGGCGUUGAGAACCAUCGAUUCGAUAUACCCGAACUUCGCAUCGGUUCCUUCACUCUUUCCCCUGGAUCCUCGCCUUCUGUCAUGUCCGCCAUCCUGGUUGAUCUUCAGUCCUCCCUAGCUCGCUGCGUCCCCAAGAUUCAAGCCUCGUUAGAGGGAAAGGCCGGCAGAGAGUGCCAGGUACUGUCUUUGCAGUGCGACAUGUUGAAAGAGCGUGCAGACUCCAUUGUGGAUCGCCUCACGAAACUCAGGGCCGCCGUUAUCGAAGCCGGCAUCAUAACAUGA
Colletotrichum siamense is the source of this 1041-nucleotide messenger RNA. RefSeq names its product Transcription factor ACEII (gene ace2-0). Gene Ontology annotation, biological process: regulation of DNA-templated transcription. Bases 1 to 1041 code for a protein of 346 amino acids. NCBI's taxonomy places the organism in Eukaryota, Fungi, Ascomycota, Sordariomycetes, Glomerellales, Glomerellaceae. Gene Ontology annotation, molecular function: zinc ion binding; DNA-binding transcription factor activity, RNA polymerase II-specific. The record is from RefSeq and is a predicted model, not a curated record. The transcript has a single exon.